Molecule: messenger RNA, 1116 nt
Organism: Ilyonectria robusta
Lineage: Eukaryota; Fungi; Ascomycota; Sordariomycetes; Hypocreales; Nectriaceae
Exons: 4
Coding region: 343-1116 (257 amino acids)
Source: RefSeq, a predicted model, not a curated record
GAUCAGAAAUAUCCAAAACAAAGUGGUUGGCACAGCAACAAUCAUGGGUACCCUGGUUUUGUAACACCAUGCCAACAACCUAGCGUACUUAGCGUCCACACCGGGCGUCCGUAUUCCCUGCCCUGAUCUGCAGUCUGCACUAAUAGUCUAAAUGGUCUGCACUAUUAGGAGCCCUGACGGAAAGAAUAAGGCAGCAGAAGCUUGUCGAGCAUAAAUCGGUAACCAUGCGUACAGCGUUGAUGCACAUAUACUAUCACCUAGCGGAGCCAUGAUUUCCCUGUGCCAUCAUGAUCUCAAAACUGUUGCGGUUUCAAAUUGCGGCAGAAAAACAAGAUAGCGCAAAUGCGACAAGAGGUUCAGCGUUCUAUAUCUUGCAUCACGGACCUACUCGAUAGACUCAACCAGCUUCACGUUGCGCGGUGGCUUCCUAUUACCACAGUCGCCUACGCAGCAUUCCCACUGGCGGUUCACAUAUUCGAUGCACAGUUCCCUAGAGCCAAGGUUGGAAAUUCGGUAGAACAACAAGAGCGUAGCAAGUCUAAGUAUUGCCAGCUUAUGGCUCUUAUGAAAGCCAUGAAGGUGUUUCAUGAGCAAUACGACGGGGUCGAGGAUGUCGUAAGGAGCGUUCGGAGCAUCAUUGACCACAUACAAAUCCAUGUCGAGAUUUCAAGCUCGAAAGCCUCACGGCCACCACGGAGUGAAAGUCCAGAUUGGGACCUGCUCGUAUCCCUCGCAAUCGACUGGAGUCUAAGCACAGGUAAGCCCGCGGAUGGGCAAGAGUUCUCCAAGUAUCUACGCGGACUCUUCAACCAAUCGACGAAAUCAUCCUCCUCGGCGAGCGUUGGCGUGCCUGCUUCUGGCAUCGCUUACAAAAGCCAGCGCACCACAAUGCCUGACCCACGGGACCGGGCCCCGAACUUUGGAAUCGGGACUCCAUCAUCGCCUGAUGAUUUUGAACAUUACCAUUUCACGGAUUCAUGUCUAGUCUCAAAUGGCAAUUUGGGCGACGAGAACGGGCAGAGCGGACUCGGCACGGCAGGUCAGAUGGCGUCCCUGAUUCCUCCAUGGCUUGGGAUCUUCACGGAUCUUGUGAUGGGCGUGACCAGACGGAUAUGA